Molecule: messenger RNA, 5232 nt
Organism: Terrapene triunguis (Three-toed box turtle)
Lineage: Eukaryota; Metazoa; Chordata; Testudines; Emydidae
Gene: USP42
Product: ubiquitin specific peptidase 42
Exons: 19
Coding region: 67-4254 (1395 amino acids)
Biological process (GO): regulation of apoptotic process; protein deubiquitination
Cellular component (GO): nucleus; cytosol
Molecular function (GO): cysteine-type deubiquitinase activity; cysteine-type endopeptidase activity
Source: RefSeq, a predicted model, not a curated record
GGCGGGCGCUGCGGAGAAGGGGACCCGGCAGCGCCGAGCCGAGCGGGGCCGAGCUAGAGAUGAACAAUGACCAUAGUUGACAAAGUAUCUGAGUCUUCAAACCCUGCAGCUUGUCAGAAGCAGCCUUGUAGCUCCGUGGUACCCUCUACUGGAGACAUGGACUCAGCCUCUGCAAGUUGGGGUGCUGUAUCAUCUUUGGAAGUUCCAAAGCACAAGAUCACUUUGGGACCAGUACCUGGUGCUGCAGUUUAUUCUAGUUCAUCUGUACCUGAUAAAUCCAAGCCUUCAUCUCAGAAAGAUCAGUCUAUUAGUGAUGGCAUUGCUCCGCCACAGAAGGUUCUUUUUCCAGCAGAGAAGAUUUGUUUGAAAUGGCAGCAAACGCAUAGAGUUGGAGCUGGACUCCAAAAUCUUGGCAAUACAUGUUUCCUCAACUCUGCUCUACAGUGUUUGACUUAUACACCCCCUCUUGCCAACUACAUGCUUUCUCAUGAACACUCCAAAACAUGCCAUGAACAAGGAUUCUGCAUGAUGUGUACAAUGCAAGCUCACAUUACGCAGGCGCUCUCUAACUCUGGCAAUGUUAUCAAACCUAUGGCUGUCAUCAAUGAUCUUAGACGGAUAGCAAAACAUUUCCGGUUUGGAAAUCAGGAAGAUGCACAUGAAUUUCUACGCUACACUGUUGAUGCUAUGCAGAAAGCAUGUUUGAAUGGAAGCAACAAAUUGGACAGACAUACCCAAGCUACCACACUCAUCUAUCAAAUAUUUGGAGGGUACUUAAGAUCAAGAGUAAAGUGUAUGAACUGCAAAGGAGUCUCAGAUACCUUCGAUCCAUACCUUGAUAUUACAUUGGAGAUAAAGACAGCUCAGAGUGUAAACAAAGCUCUGGAACAGUUUGUGAAGCCCGAACAACUGGAUGGUGAAAAUGCCUAUAAAUGUAGCAAGUGUAAGAAGAUGGUUCCUGCUUCAAAGAGGUUUACAAUACAUCGGUCUUCUAAUGUUCUUACAUUGUCUCUGAAACGGUUUGCAAAUUUUAGUGGUGGAAAAAUUACCAAGGAAGUGAAAUAUCCUGAGUAUCUGGAUAUUCGACCAUAUAUGUCUCAACCAAAUGGAGAACCAAUCAUUUAUGUUCUAUAUGCAGUCCUGGUGCAUACUGGUUUCAGCUGUCAUGCAGGACACUACUACUGCUAUAUAAAGGCCAGUAACGGGCAGUGGUACCAGAUGAAUGAUUCUAUUGUGUCCAACAGUGACAUCAGAUCUGUGCUUAAUCAGCAAGCUUAUGUGCUCUUUUAUAUCAGGUCCCAUGAUAUGAAAAAUGGAGGAGAACACCCCCAUUCCAUUCAUACACCAGGACAGUCUUCUCCCCGUCCAGUUAUCAGUCAGCGGGUGGUUAAUAGCAGGCAGGGGGCAUCAGGAUUUAUAGGACCACAGCUUCCUCCUCACAUGAUUAAGAAUUCCAGUCAUUUAAAUGGAACUGGAUCACUAAAAGAAACUCCAAGCAGUUCUGUGGCAAGUGCUAGCAAUGUUACCCUAAACAGACCAGCUUCAGCUCCACCUUCAACUUCCAUUCAAAAUUGGACAAUUAACAGACCCACUAUUCCUGAUCCUUCGAAAAAACAGAAAAUCACUAUCAGUAUUCACAAUAACAAAUUGCCUACUCGCCAAACUCUGUCUCAACCCAACCUUCAUAAUUCUUUGGAGAAUCUCAGCAAGCCUAUUCCUUCGUCCACGAUUACAAAUUCCUCUGCAGUAAAGUCUACCUCAAGUGCACCUACAAUGUCAGUUGCUACUAAAGUAUCUAAACAAACAACUCCUAAUGAAUCUUGUUCUAAGCCAUUAAUGAAUGGCAAGUCUAAACUAAACUCUAGUACGUUGGUCCCUUACGGUGCAGAAUCUUCAGAAGAAUCUGAUGAGGAGUCGAAGGGAUUAGUUAAGGAGAAUGGCCACUCAAAAUCUUUUAAUGGAAUUUUGAUUGGAAAUGUAGUUAGUACAUUACAGAACUCUUGUUCUUCCUGUCAAGAUGCUGAAGAGGUUGUAUCCCUGCAUGAACUGCCAAAAAAUGUUACAGUUAAUGGUGCUAUUAGUAUAGAUAGUGAUCCUGAAGAAAAUGGAUUGAAAUUUGAUGAAUCUACUUGCCAAGUCAAGCCUGUUAAAUCUACAGAAAUUCCAUUUUCUAAAGUGAAUGGAUUGCAUGGAAAAAUAAUACCUACAGCUUUGCCACCAGUUCCUGAAGAUAGAAUUUUAGAGUCUUUCCGAUAUAACCAGUUGAAAAGCUUGUCAGAGGAAAUAAGUGCAACUGGACUUGAAAAAACUUCCGAAAAUGAUGGUCAUAUAGAAACUUUAGUGAGUGGCAACAAUACUGUUUCCUAUGAGAAGUCUAGUAAAGUUCCAGCUAACCUUAGCUGCAAUGUCCAGAAUCCCUUUACUACAUCAGAGGCUGAGACCAUUUCUACCAAAGAAGAAAUUGCCGAAAGUAUUGUAUCAAAAACUGAUAAUGCACAUUCUGAUAUCAGUGGUCAGUGUAACACUAAGAAAAUAUCCCUGGGAAUUGAUGAUGAAUUCUCUAAACAGUGCGAUCCCAAGGAUUAUGCAGAUAAGAUAAGAGGAACACAAGAGGUAAAAAUGACUUUGAAGGAGAGUCCUCUGCACAUCAGAGGGUCUGCUGAGACUGCAGAGAAAUUGGGGCAAAGCCCCUUCAUGAAGUCUGACAAUGAAUGUAGUUCUAAAAAACUUGUAGCUCUAAACAUCAAAGAUGAAUGCCAAGAAACAAAGGAGAGUGCUAAUAAUUACACAGAUGUACCACCUACUAAUGACUCUUCUGCUACAAGGUUGGAUAAAGUUUUAGAGAGUCAUUAUUCUAAAGAAAACGAUGGACUGAAUGGUAAUGAAAUAUGUGAAGAAAAUAAGGAUAGGCAAAAAAUUAAGUCUCAUUCUCCAGUCAAGGAAAAAAAUUGCACCCCCAAAAAAAUUGACAAAGGGCAUUACCGUACUAAAAGAGAGCGCUCUGAAAGUGAAGAGCAGGAGAAGCAAACGAAACGCAAACCAGAUGACGAUUAUUCCAAAAAAAGGCAAUCCUACAGCAAGGAGAGUAUGAAGCAAGAUGGCUAUAAGCAGGAGCACUGCAAUGGAAAUAAGUACAAACUUACGCAUAGUGAAAGAAACAGCCCUGAUAAUGGCAGAAGUUUAGGAAAAUACACCUAUUACAGAUCCCGAAGUAGAGGGAAAACUGAUCAGGAGAGGAGUAGAUAUUACCAUUCUAAAAGGGAAAGAUCUUGGAGUAGGGAAAGAUAUUACCAAGAUAUACCAAGGAGAUGGGACAAGUGCAGAUAUUACAAUGAUUAUCAUCCUUCUUAUGCAGCAAGAGAUGGUAGAGAGAGAAAAUUCUUUCAUGGGGACAGAGACUACGACAAAUCAAGUCAGGUUUACAACAGUAGGUCAUAUAGGGAUUAUUAUUACACAAGCAGAUGGAAUCAUGAACCAGUAGCUAAAGAGAGAGAGAAACAUCAUUUUGGCAGCUCCAAAAUAGAUUUAUAUAAUUGCUCAGCUCCCUCUCAGCACUCUGAAAAAUAUUCCCAUGAAAAAUGUGCAUCCAUGUCUGAAGAAAACAAUUCAAGUUUUGAGAUGUCUUGCCACAAAUAUGAAUAUCUAAAAGACAGAAAAAGAAAAUGUGCUAGUCUAGAAGGUAGUGACAGUGAUAUGGAAAAGAAACACAGGAGUUUGCAGAGUGAGCCAACGGAAGAGCAAAAAGUGAAAAAACACAAGAAGUCAAAGAAAAAAAAGAAGUCCAAAGAUAAACACCGAGAGAAAGAUGAGAGACAUCGCCAGGAUUCAGACUUCUCUGGGGCCUGCUCUGAUUCUGACAUCCACAAACAUAAGAAAAAGAAGAAGAAAAAGAAGAAACAUACAAAGAAAUCUGAGGGCUUUAUUGAAUAUUUAGAUCCUAAUAUCCAGAAGGCUGCUGGCUCUGAGACUAAUAAGACAUGGGAGAAAAAAGAAUUUCAUUGUACGGAUGACCCUCCAUCUGAAGAAUAUAGUAAACAUGGGAGUAAAUGGCCUCAUGAGGGAGGGGAUGCUGAUUCCUGUCAUAAAACAAAAUACAUAGGAGGAGGCCAGGAAAAUAGCUAUCACAUAUCUAAAGAGUAUAGCAAAGCUAUAGACCUACUUUGUCAUAAGGACCAUGGACACACAGUCAUUAAAUCUUUGGAUGGCAACUUUGCAUACACAGAUGAAACCAGAUGGAAAGUGAGUGAAAAGUAAUCCUUGCAGAAAAAACUCACUAGCCACAGAUUCAAAGUGUGUUGAUGGAAGCCAUCCCUACAGUUUAAACUAUAUUUAUAACAGAACAAUUAACUCUUCAAUCCAUAACUGGUGCUUCAGAAUACUGUACAGGAUUUUACCAUGGAAGAACUUUUUUUAGUUUUUACCUUGAGACUUUUUUUUAAAAUUUACCCAUAAUCCAAAAGGAUGGAAACUUUCUACAACUGCUGAACAUUGUAAAUAUCACACUGAAAAUAAUGCCCUGGAAUAGAACAUCUCAAAUGCUGCUUAAUUACAGACUCAGGUUGAUUAUGUGUUAUUCAUGUAAUAUUACUCCACGUUAAACUUCUGGUGCAAGCGACUAGAAAACCACAACUGACAGUCUGUAUAUUUAAUUUAAAGACUUAUUCACAAGCUUUCAGAUAACUAGACUAUCUCUGAUAUCUGACACUAGAAACUAAUUUACUUCACACUUUAGCUGUAUUCAAGCUUUGAAGAAAAACUUACAGAAAAGUUCUGGUUUGGAACUUUGUGAAACAUACCACUCAGCAUACACAGUUCUGAAUGUAUCUCCGAGACUAUUUGUAUUCCCUCCCAUAUGUUUUUGUUACUUUUUUAUAUAGUGUCACUUGUCUUGACUGAUUGGUCUCAGUUGUCUGUUUUGUCCCUUUAAAGUUACAGACAAAUUCAUACUGUGAUUUUAUUUUUAUUAUGAAAUGCUAUCAAACUGUGAUACUUAUAAUUCACUGGUCCUGCAUCAGGAGAUGGAGUGGGGAAGCUGUAUUAAAUACAGUUCAUCUGUAUAAUCUGUCUGGUUUAUACAAGCUGUGUUGUUCAGAGAUGUCUAAAGUUUGAUCUUUGUUUUUUUAAAGAUAAAGCACUUGCCCCACUGUAAAUACAUAGCAUGUAAAAUUUAUAUAGUAUAUAAAUACAGGAAAGUCAAAAGAGCUUUUUACACUGUUUACUUCUUGAGUUAUU